GGGGCAGGGUCGGCUCCGCCCUCCUCCAGAUGUGCGCCUCUGCGCGGUCUCUCCAGUCCGCUGCUGGCUUCGGCAGAGUGCGGAGCCUCGGGAAGUCCAACAGGAGGACGCAGGCAGUGUGACACUUGCAGCACAGGUUAACCUGCGAGGACUCGGCACCCGCCAGAUCCCCGCUCCAUCUAAUGAGUCGUGACUCUGUCUGUGGCCCGUGAGGAGGGGAUUUUGGUCCCCGAAGGCUGUUUUUUUCCUUCUUUUUUUUCUUUUUUGUGUUUGGUUUGUUUCACCUGGGCAGCCUCAGACGCAGAGCUUGAUGGGAGAGAGAGGCAGGGCUGAGUGCGAUGCCAGUCCGGAGCGCCGCUGAGCAGGGAGCUUCAGACAGGGAGCGGUCUGCUGCGUUCUCACACGACCUGUGUGAUUUAUCAGUUCGCCUUUUUAGAAGUGGCCCGAGGGUUUUCUCCACAAGGAAAAAGAAAACAAAAAACAUCUAGGAUUUAUUUCAUUCUUUUUUUCCCCUUCCUCUGUCUUCGGGGGGGCUGGAGGGGGGGUCUCUCUCCUGGCGAUGGAAUGGGGAUGUAAGCGGUUUCCACAUGCGUUUGGAAGAGGUCGCCUCCAGACUGAGAAGAGAAAACUGCAGGGGCGUUGUGGUUAAUUGAAAUCGAUCCGGUGGUCUCUCUCUUUUUUUUCUCUUCUUCUUUUUGAAUGUGAAGCAGGAGCAGAGGGUCUUUUUCCUCUCCUCUCCUGUCCUCUCCUGUCCUGUCCUCACCCCCCUCCUCUCACCCCCCAACAUGACUUCACUGUCGGGGACCAAGGAGAGGUCUGUGAGCAGCCGGAGCAGAAAAUAUGGGGCAGUGAGACUCAUGAAAAGCCCAUUCCAGUAGAUUUGUGUCCACACAGCUGAUUGAUGCCUCUUUGAAGAUCACAUUUCACACAUCACCGCUCCUGGUGUCACAACAGCGGUCUGCAUUCUCACUGAUAGAUCUCCCACAUCUCUUAAUUAUCACUGACCGAGGAAAUCAGAGCUUGUGAGGGAGUGCAGCAGCCUCUCGACGCCGGCAGCACCACAUCAAUGGGUCCCUCCUCUCUCUGACUGGAUUCACCCAGCCGCAAAAGAUCUAAUUUUCAACUCCUUGUGGCUCAUUUGAUGUUCCCAUCCCAUGCGGCGGUCUGAAUGGAGGAGCACAACACAGGUCUCCACAGGGAACCUGACUUGAUCCUGUUUAGAUGGUGCCCGACACUUCCCCGACCAAAUCUGCCUCCUUCUUCCCGGACACAUGGUACCGAAAGGCCUACGAGGAAACCUCCCGCUCCAGCACACGCCCGGCCCCGGAGGGAGCCGGCUCCAUGCCGAGCUCCACGGGCACCCCGUCCCCGGGCUCAGGAAUCUCCUCGCCAGGCUCCUUCUCUGGAUCCCCCGGGACCAUCUCUCCGGGGAUUGGGACAGAGUCUCCCGGUUCUCUAGGUGGCUCCCCAGGUUUUGGGACAGGAUCACCGGCCUCUGGCAGCGGAAGUUCCCCUGGCAGCGAAAGAGGGAUCUGGUGCGAGAACUGCAACGCUCGGCUGACAGAGCUGAAAAGACAAGCACUGAAACUGCUCAUCCCCGGACCUUACUCCAGCAAGGAUCCGUCCUUCUCUCUCCUCCUUCACGAUAAGCUCCAGGUGCCAAACAGUUCCCGGCGGGCGUGGAACGAACGCGACAGCCGCUGUGAUGUCUGCGCCACUCACCUCACUCAGCUCAAACAGGAAGCUGUGCGCAUGGUCCUCACUCUCGACCAGUGGGACUUGUCUCCCACUUCUUCCCCGACAGCCCUGAUCGGACGAUAUGGAUCUCAAGGACCUCCGGGUCCAAUGGGAGCAUCUGGAGCUGGAUCUCGAGAUUGGCCUCCGCCUUUCCUCCCUUCUUCUUCCUCCUCGGCUGCUGCCGCCAUUUCACAUCCUCCUCACCAGUCCUCCCAGUCACCUUCCCCGAGCCCAAGCCAGACCCCAACGCCCAGCCCGAGCCACGGACCAUCCAACACCGGCCAUGGGAGUCCCUCAGCAGGGCAAACGUCCAGCAGCGCUGCCACAAACGCACAACCUCAAGGCCCAGGGCACAGACUGGGGUCCAAGCCCAGCUCCCUGGGGCUGGGAGGUGGGGUGGACAGGAGGAAUGGGUCGCCCAGUUCAGGAAAAGCUGGUGCCCAACAGCAACCAGUGACUGGAGUAAGCAGCCCUGGCAAUAACGGUGCUAACAGCAGUAAUAACGGGGGUGGAGCAGUACUGAGUGCAGCAGCUCUGCAGGCCCAUCAGCACCUGAACAGAACUAAUGGAGGAGUUACACUCUAUCCGUACCAGAUCUCCCAGAUGGUCUCUGAGGCUUCCAGAGAAGGCUUGACCGAGGCCGCCCUGAACCGCUACAACACACACUCUCCUUCACACACAAACUCAUCACCGUCGCACACAAACUCUCCGUCUCACACUCCGGCCGCGACCACAACAGCACCCCCCCCCACCACCGCCACCUCCGCUGCCGCCUCCUUCUUUGCCAGAGCUGCACAAAAGUUGAACUUAGCGUCCAAGAAGAAGAAGCAGAAAACCGCCGCAGUCACAGCCCCAGUGACAUCAUCAUCUCCGUCAUGUGACCCGCCUCUGUUCCCCACCAAUUUCAGCUCCGCCCUGUUGAUGGCCCCUCCCCCGGCUCCACCCUGCCUUCUCCGUGCAGCUAACAAAAUCAAAGACACCCCUGGGCUUGGAAAGGUGAAGGUGAUGGUACGUGUGUGCCCGGUGUCUCAGUCGGACGCAGCCGAGUCCAGCUCCUUCCUCAAAGUGGAUCCCAGGAAGAAACAGAUCACCAUCAUGGACCCCUCAGCCAAUCAGACGCCAAGCACUCCCUCCCAGAAGCGGGCAGCAGCCAAUCAGGUUCCUCCGAAGAUGUUCACCUUUGACGCUGCGUUCCCUCCUGAUGCGUCACAGGCGGAGGUGUGUGCGGGAACAGUUGCGGAGGUGAUCCAGUCGGUGGUGAAUGGAGCAGAUGGCUGUGUCUUCUGUUUUGGACACUCCAAGCUUGGUAAGUCUUACACAAUGAUCGGCCGCGACGACUCUCUUCAGACUCUGGGUAUAAUCCCCUGUGCCAUCUCCUGGUUGUUUAAACUCAUCAACGAGAGGAAGGAGAAAACAGGAGCACGAUUCUCCGUUCGUGUCUCUGCAGUCGAGGUUUGGGGGAAAGAGGAGAACCUUAAGGACCUGCUGUCUGAAGUCGCCACUGGCAGCCUCCAGGACGGUCAGUCACCUGGAGUCUACCUGUGUGAGGACCCCAUCUGUGGCAUGCAGCUCCAGAAUCAGUCUGAACUACGUGCUCCGACCCCAGAGAAAGCGGCCUGGUUUCUGGAUGCGGCCAUAGCAGCUCGCCACAGCAGCCAACGCCCCAACACCACUGAAGAAGAACACAGGAACUCGCACAUGCUGUUUACGUUACACAUAUACCAGUACCGCAUGGAAAAGACCGGCAAAGGAGGGAUGUCGGGAGGGCGCAGUCGUCUCCACCUGCUGGAUCUAGGCAGCUGUGAUGUCAAAGUGCUUGGAGGAGGAGUAGGAGGAGGAGGAGGAGGAGGAGGAGCAGCAGCAGCAGCAGGAGGAGGAGGAGGAGGAGGUGGUGGUGGUAAAAGCAGGGAGAACUCUUCACCCAGCUCAGCCCCUCUUUGCCUUUCUCUGUCUGCCCUCGGCAACGUGAUCCUGGCCCUGGUCAACGGGAGCAAGCACAUCCCAUACAAGGAUAGCAAGCUGACCAUGUUGCUAAGGGAGUCGCUAGGCAACAUGAACUGCCGGACCACCAUGAUUGCUCACAUCUCCGCCUCACCCAGAGAUUUCUCAGAAACCCUUUCCACCGUCCAGAUUGCUUCCCGCGUCCUCCGCAUGAAAAAGAAGAAAACUAAAGUGACCGUGCAAUACACCUCAAGUUCCUCUGGAGGAGAGAGUUCCUGCGAGGAGGGUCGCAUGCGUCGUCCGACCCACCUGCGGCCCUUCCAUCACCGCGGUGACGCUGACUCAGACCUCCCAUUGCUGCGACUGUCCAGUGACCCUGACGAGUACUCGAGCAGCGAGCAGUCAUGUGACACGGUGAUCUACGUGGGACCGAAUGGGGCUGCGGUGUCGGAUAGAGAGCUGACUGACAAUGAGGGGCCGCCAGAGUUUGUACCGAUUAUUCCCGCUCUGCUUCGAGGUAAAGCGCCGGAGCCGCAGCAGGCACAGAAUCAGGCAGCUGGAGCUCAGAGCAAGGUGCCGUGUCAGCCAGAGGAGCAGCCCAGCGGCCCCUCUCAGCCCCUCCCUCAGCCCUCUCAGUCACUGCUCGGGCAGCCGCUGGCGCCCGUCCCAGAGGAAGGAGCCGAGUGCCUGAAGUGCAACACCUUCGCCGAGCUGCAGGAGAGACUGGACUGCAUCGAUGGCAGCGAGGAGGUGGCAAAGUUCCCCUUUGAAGAGGUUCCAGCGAGCAAACAGGGUGCCAAACAAGAGCCAUGUCCUUCAGGCGCCCCGGCCUCAGCUCCUUCUGCUCCAGGGUCUGCUGCUGUGUUGGAGACAGACACCAAAACAGGGUCUGCGUGUGCUGUAGGAGGAGCAGCAACAGCCUCCAGGAGGAGGACCAAUGACCAGCAGCUGCAGGAGAUCAAGGAGGUGGUGGAAGAGGCAGAGCUGGCCCACACAAUGAUCCACAACCUGGCUCAAAGUUCUGGUUCCCCCAUAGUAACUAACACCAGGAGCGUCACAGGAAGCAGCAGCAUCACCUCCAACCCACUGCAGAGGGCCAAGAGCUCCCACCUGAAUGACAGCCGCGAGGCUCUGAAUGCGUGCGCUGAUGGGAAGGCACGCCCACUAGGAUCACCGCGCCUCGGCAUCGCCAGCUUGACCAAGACCUCAGACUACAGGCCUCCGUCCUCUCCAUCCCAGCGGUGUAAAGUGUAUACCCAGAAGGGUGUGAUGCCAGCAACACCCCCUCUGUCCUCACACACUCUGGCUCAAGACGGCCAGGCCACCGAUGCUUUGACCUCAGAUAACAGCUUGGCUGCAGACAGUGGCCGGUCCUCCACAGAGUCCGUGUUAUCCAGGACUUCUCCGGUGGGCAUGAGCCCACAAAUCCGAGAGCCAACUCCGUCUCUAUCUGCCAGCCUGGGCUCAGCUGAGACGCUCUGUGAUGACGACGUCCCGCCCAUACCCUUGGACACACACAGGGAGGGGCUGUCAGUGUCUGUUGGAACAGUUGGACCUCUCUCACUUGGGGAGGAUGAACUGGUAUACACUGUGGCUUCUGCAGGGGUGGAGAACCUUGACAUCACAGCUCUCAUGGAGACUCAGGGCCUUACCUGUCAUCCAACGAGCAUCAUCAGCUUCAACAGCGACCAUUGCUGUGUCACUGCCCUCGCCCCGGGCACUCAGGCCGUCAGCAUCAUUAGCGGCAUGGCUGAGGAUGGAGCGGUGGAGGAUUAUCACAUGCAUGCAGGUGCUGCAACGACCUCUGGGGUUGUUGCCAUGGCAGAGGUGGCCAUGGCCAAGCUGCGGAUAGAAGGCGAAGCCUUAGCCACAGCGACGUCUAACAAUGGGUCACCCAUCUCCUCCUGGAUGAGUGACCUGAGCGUGGGCAGUGAGGCAGACCAGUCCCUCCACAGCUUCAGUCAGUCCCAGAGCCAGCAAGGGGAGGCCCUGGCUGAACCCGAGCCCUAUGGGGCGGAGGGGCUCGGCGCCUACGAAAGCUGCAGCAGCCCUAGAAGAGGGAGCUUGGAAGGAGAGGUGGUGCUGUCAGAGAAUGGGAGUGAUAAGGGAACUCCAACCAAAGACAAGCUGAGGAAACUGCCUCCCUCUAUGGCUAAAACUAACAUCCAGGUUCUGACGGGACCUGGUAGCUUCUCCCCCUUCAAGACCACCAUCAGCGUGCACCCAUGCGUGGCUGUCAAACCCAUGGCUUUACAGGAGCCCACCAUCCUCUCUUCACCUACCAAGACUGGCUUAAUGAAAGACUCAGGCAGAUUUAAUGCACCGCUGUUAGCUUCUAUUUCCAGCGAGAUGAGUUUUGAAGACCCCUGGUUGAAGCGCGGCACGGAGGAGGGAAGAUCCAGGGCCGGAGACCACCGGAGCCUCUGCAGGGAUGGUGGGGAUCAUGGCAGCUCUAGUUCAGGUGGUGAGCCUGUGUCUUCUCCAGAUUCCUUUAAGAGAGUGGUGGAUGGCUGUGAGAUGGUCGCUGUUGUAGCUCAUGGCGAAUGCCUGACUGGUAUCUACAGCCCAGAUAUCCACCGCACUGCCAGUCUGCCUCGCGGCUGGCACCGUCUCAACCGCCAUGAUGGCUUAGACACCGGGGUCGAGUACCGCAAUCUCGGCGUCACCACCUCGACUCCCUGCAGUCCACGCUCCACUCUGGACCGCCGGGGAUCCAACGGGAAACAGGGCUUUUUCUCCCACAAGAAGGGGGGAAUCCCACCCCUGCCACCAGUACGGAAGUCUAGCCUGGACCAGCGGAACAGAGCAGCCAGUCCUCUCCACCAACUCAGCCACUCAUUACUGGGCAGCUCAGCAGAUGAUGCAGGGAUAUCUGGCCCUGCAGGGUUCAGCAGGGAGCGAGGCUCCAGCAUCGACAGCAGCAGACUCUUCAGUGCCAAGUUGGAACAGCUCGCGAACAGAACCAACUCUCUGGGUCGGGUCCACAGCUCCCACAGUGGUUCCCACCACUAUGACUGCUUCUCUCUGGAGAGGGGUGGAAGCCUAAGGGGGGGAGGAGGCGGAGUGAGGGGGGACAGCACCAUGCCUCGCACAGGGCGCAGCCUCACCCGCGCUGGAUCUGUAUCGUCUCCUACUGGGAACACCAGCAGCAGUGCCAGUGCCAGUUCUGGACCAAGCAGCGCUCCUCAGUCACCAGCCAAAUCCAGCGGCCAGUCAAAGAUCUCAGCAGUCAGUAAGCUGCUGAUGACCAGCAGUCCCAAGUCCAGGAGUCUGUCUGCCUCCAGCACCAAGACUCUGAGCUUCUCCACCAAGUCUUUAAGCCAAACCGGCAGCCGCAGCUCCAGCCUUCCUCCUAAUGGAAAGCCCCAGAGCUCAGUCCAGAGCCCUCUGCAGCAGCAGCAGCAGCAGCAGCAGCAGCAGGGACCUUCCCCUGGAUCUUGGUCUACCCAAUCUUUGAGUCGCAGUCGAGGGGGAAGCCUGGCUGCCAAACUGCCUCUCCGGGCUGUAAACAGUCGGAUCUCAGAGCUCCUCCAGGGAAGUGCAGGCUCCCGUUCCAGGGGUCAUGCCCAGGGAGGGGGCACUGAUCCAGGAGAGGAGAGAGGAGUUGGAGGGGCAAGUGGAGCUGGAGCUGGGGCAGGAGCUGGAGCUGGGGCAGGAGCUGGAGCUGGUGCAGGAGCUGGAGCCGGAGGUGGUGUUGGUGUUCCAGGAGAGGAGAGGACAGCAGUGGUCCAAACGCUUCCCUCUCCCUACAGCAAGAUCACAGCUCCCAGAAAACCGCACCGCUGCAGCAGCGGCCAUGCAAGUGACAACAGCAGUGUACUGAGUGGCGAGCUCCCUCCCGCCAUGGGUAAGACGGCCUUGUUUUACCACAGCGGAGGCAGCAGUGGUUAUGAGAGCAUGCUGAGAGACAGCAGCGAGAACACAGGAAGCACCUCCUCCGCUCAGGACUCCCUCAGCGAGCACAGCUCAGCCACCACCUCCUCUAGACGGAGCUCCAAGAGCAGCAAGAAGAACCGGAGCAACACAGGCCUCCAGCGUCGUCGUCUGAUCCCAGCGCUGACCUUGGACUCUUCCUCCUCCUCCUCACCAUCUCAUCGCUCCUCCAAACAGGCCAUUACGUCCUCUUCCUCCUCCUCCUCCAGCCCGGGUGCAUGCUGGGUAGAUGGCCCACUGGGGCCCCCAGCUCCCUCAAACCUCCGGGGUGCGACUGCGACGACUGAAACCUUUGAGAUCAAGGUGUAUGAGAUCGAUGACGUUGAGCGACUGCAAAAGAGGAGAGACAAAGGAGGGAGCAAGGAGGUGGUGUACGUCAGUGCCAAACUCAAACUGCUGGAGCACCGUCAGCAGAGAAUCAGUGAGGUGAGAGCCAAGUACCAGUGUCUGAAGAAGGAGCUGGAGCAAACCAAACAGCACCUGAUGCUGGAGCCACACAAAUGGACCACCGAGUUUGAGCUACAGCAGGUCUACGAGGUGGACUCUCUAGAGUAUCUGGAAGCUCUGGAGACUGUGACGGACAAACUGGAGACCAGAGUAAACUUCUGCAAAGCUCACCUCAUGAUGAUCACCUGCUUCGAUGUGUCCUCAAGACAUCGGUAGACAGACGGUGGGACGGAGAAGCAGACACACCGCUGGAUGCAACCAGAUGUCCACAUUUAGACCUUUUGCCCUCAAAAAAAUCGAUCAAACAAACACCUAUUGAACAAAUCUCCUACACUUCUGCAUCUCAUCGGAUGACUGGAUAGUUAGGGACAUCCUAACGUCUCCUGUGGAUGUACGUUGACAGAAGGACAGAUGGAUGGAGAGAUGGAUGGAUGGAUAAAAGAGAUAUAUAGAGACAUCUGACAGGCCAACAGACAGAUGAGUCCAUAGAUGUUUUUUUUUUCUCUGAGCUUUGGAAACAACCUCAGAAGGAGACAUUAAACAGCAUCUAAUGGACGGGCAACUUUGAAUCAGAUAAAUAUGGCUGCCCGAAGGGGGUAGACAGACGGUUCUGAGUCUGGAAAGACAGAUCAAACACACCACACAGUUUUCAGAGAAGUGAAUAAUUGGACUGCUGAGACACUUCUCAGACUGAACAUUUAGGAAUGUAUGCAGAGGGAAGGACUGAGGAAAGAGAGGACACAAAAACUGCCAUUUUUCAAACAAAGACGGACAAAGAAGAGGUGCAUGAGGAAAAGAAGAGUUUCCCGUCUCCCCUCGUUUCAGAAGAGCACUUUUUGGAGUUUACACAGUUGAGUGCUGACUACAGAACAGCCUGGUAUUGUUGUGCAGUGAAUAAAAAAGAGACUGACCAAGAGAAAGACAGGAGGACAAAGAAAAAAAUGAUUUAGAUAAGUGCCUUGUGAACAUAUCAACAAUACCAAGACCAGUUCUCUCUUCUCUCUGAAAUUUGUGAACAUGCAGUAAAGUAUGGUGCUAGCAUAGAAAUAAAAUAAAUUUAAAAAAACAACACAGAAGAUCAGUGUCCUUGGAAAAUCUUUGAAUUUAUAGCCAUUUCUUAAAUGUGAUGUUUUUUGCUGUUGGUCAAUGUUUCAUUAUAUCAUAGACAAACUAAUACUUUGUGUUUGAAUCAACACUUAUGAGAGGAGACCAAAUGUAAACAAGAUCCCUUAAAAAAGUCAGAGAAGACCUACUGCACAUGGUAUAGAGGAAGAUAAGGGCCACUGUAGAAAACAAAAUUAAAAAUUGAAUUCUGACUCAGAAUUGAAGACAGAAAAAAGUUAGAAUUAUGAGAAAAAACGUUGUGUAAUGAAUUAUGAAAAAAAAAAAUAUAUGUAUAUAUAUAUUUUACAGUGGCCUCUUCUGUAUCACGGAGAAUAACACCAAGUCUUCUGUAAAACUGUUGCAAGGACCAAAAGUCAAAUAAAAAACAGCGAUUUUUCCAGGACACAGAGUUAUGUGUGUUUAAACAAAGAAAACAAAAAACACUAAUGCUAGUUUCUUGUCUUAACCUUGACUUCACUGGCAGACAAAAGCACAUCUUGAGUUUUUGACCCUCCGGGGCAUACGUACGGUUUCUUCCCCCCCGAUACACAUGCGAUGGCUUUUUCAUGUUCACAAAGCAAUGAAACGUCUGAGUCACAUAGGAGUGGAAGCGUUUUCUCUCUGAUCCAGUGUGAAGUACAUCCAUUGAUUGACUGACUGUCAGACCGACUGACUGACAGACUGUCUGUUGUUUGUAUCUGUGUUGUUCUGCUCUAUUCUAAAAAGAAAACUGAAUGAUUCGUCAAUGUGCGUGUUUUAUAAUAAGGUAUCCUUUUUUUAUUUGAGUGCAAUGGGACCACGUAGAGACGAUGUAUCAUAGUAGGAAAUAGGUUGAAGAGAUAUCUAUGAGUCAAUUGUGAGGAAAGUUCAGGAUAAGCUCAUUAAUAUACAGCGUUAAAGGCCUUCGCUAAGGUUUGUAUUAUUGGAACAAAGUAGUGAAUUUAGACUGGAAAUCCUGAAUUUGGGACUUUAAUUGUGGUUACAAAUGGGCUGGUUAAAACGUUUAAGUAUUGUCUUUUAUUGAAAGCACACAGACAUUAUAAAAGAACAACUAAAAAUAUAUAUUUAAAGGAAGGAAGGAGAGCUGAGGAAAGAAAAGGACGAUGACCAAAUUAAGAGGCGAAUGUCUCUGCCUGGUUCCAUUUUUUUUUGGACGGAUAGCAACACUUAUGAUUUGUUAAUAUUAUUAUCUAUGGUGCUUGAGAUGUUUAUGAUCUAAAUGUUUGUACAAAUAUAAAUAUAUGAAAGAGCCUGUUUCCCUCUGAAAUACAGAACAAUACCCUUCAAAUGCUUCUUCUGCAUCGCUGUCAUCACGUCUGUUUUCAACCACCGCCACCCUCUUUUCUCUGAACGCCUUUUUGGCCCAGCAAACAGAGAGCAUUCUGGGAGAUCCUGUUUGUUGUGUGAGAGGUUUAAGGAGGAGACGCCGCCGACUGUAAUGAUGUUGGUGGGAUCCGUCAAAAGCGUCCUAGCGCCAAAUGUAUCUUUCUCCUAAUGGAACAAACUCAGUCUUUAUCAUUUCCAAAGGAGUGACGUAGAAACAGGAAAUGACUUGUGAUCCUCUCCCGGCUGUGUAACGAGGUAAAACUCUUUCUCUUUGUGCGGCGUACACCUGAAGUGACAGCCGCGAGAUAAUCUAGUGGGAAAUUACCCGAGGAGCUAAGAUGCUUUUGACAGAGCGGACCCAUGAAGCGUCUCUGCAGGAGGCGAGCGAUGUCGCCCUGUGACACCUCUAGUCGUUUCAGUUCACCGAGCCAGUCAUGAAUGAAGGUUUUUAUUUAUUUGAGCUCAGGAGAGCAGAGUCGCUCAUUAUUAUUAUUAUUAUUAUCUUCUUAUUUAUUUACACCUUAUGAUCUUAAAAGUUACUAUGCAUUCAAGGAAAAGAAAAAAAUAAACUGUACAUACUUUGCUGAGCCCAUGUCACAUAUAAAUAUAUAUACUGUACACAUAU
Molecule: messenger RNA, 11113 nt
Organism: Acanthopagrus latus (yellowfin seabream)
Lineage: Eukaryota; Metazoa; Chordata; Actinopteri; Spariformes; Sparidae
Gene: kif26ba
Product: kinesin family member 26Ba
Exons: 30
Coding region: 1222-8274 (2350 amino acids)
Biological process (GO): microtubule-based movement
Molecular function (GO): ATP binding; microtubule motor activity; microtubule binding
Source: RefSeq, a predicted model, not a curated record